AAAUCAGUAAGCAGCCCGGCCGGCGGGCCGCAGGAGGUCAGGGUUCGAGCUGCGCGACUUGUCGCCGAUGGACUCGUCCAACUACAGCUGCGUCUACGUGGACCCCGCGCGGCCCGUGGGCUCCGCGCCCAGCGCGCGCCUGGAGCUGCGCGUGGACGGACCCCUCCCCAAGCCGCGGCUCCGGCCCCUGUGGAGCGGGAAGGUGAGUCCGGGCCGGGACGCUGUCCUGCGCUGCGAGACCCCUGUGGCCCACCAAUCCUUGGAGCUGCUGGCAGCGGGCGAAGUGGUGGCCUCGGCAUAUGGCCCCUCCGAGGACCUGGUGCUGACCUACGUGGGGCCCCAACACGCCGGCAAGUACAGCUGCCGCUACCGCUCCCGGUGGCCCCUGGUGUCUGAGCUGAGCGACCCCGUGGAGCUCCAGGUGGCAGAACGCUGAUCCAUCUGCAGACCUGGCUGCUGAGGGUCUCCUGGUUCCCUCCGGCUCUGCUCCUCCUGCUGCAGCUCGCGGCUGGACCACGCCCGGAGCAGGGAGAGUGUGUGGGGGGGCAUCAGGAGGGCUCCCCCUCACUCCUCCCAGGAAUUAAUAAAUGUGAAAAGACUUUA
Molecule: messenger RNA, 603 nt
Organism: Myotis davidii
Lineage: Eukaryota; Metazoa; Chordata; Mammalia; Chiroptera; Vespertilionidae
Gene: A1BG
Product: alpha-1-B glycoprotein
Exons: 5
Coding region: 68-436 (122 amino acids)
Source: RefSeq, a predicted model, not a curated record